Messenger RNA from Dovyalis caffra, 186 nucleotides. NCBI's taxonomy places the organism in Eukaryota, Viridiplantae, Streptophyta, Magnoliopsida, Malpighiales, Salicaceae. The record is from the annotation of a GenBank genome assembly.
AUGUGGGACUUGGCUGACGUGGGUUCCUUGAAUGUAAUGGUGGCUGGAAAAUCAAAAUCAGAGGUGGAUCGAGUGAAGAUUCAAAAGUCGUUGACAGCCCUAAUUUCUGGCGUACCUGUCUUUCCGGGCAUCAUUAACGACCAUGGUUGUUCACUAAUUAACCACUUUAAGCGUCUCCCUUCCUAA